Messenger RNA from Siniperca chuatsi (mandarin fish), 2120 nucleotides. RefSeq lists its product as uncharacterized. The record is from RefSeq and is a predicted model, not a curated record. NCBI's taxonomy places the organism in Eukaryota, Metazoa, Chordata, Actinopteri, Centrarchiformes, Sinipercidae. Bases 184 to 708 code for a protein of 174 amino acids. The transcript is spliced from 7 exons.
AGCUGUCGGCCUGUUUCGUGGCAGCGGUGCAUCAUGGGAUACAAAAUGUCUCCGAAGAGCGCUGGCUAAUGCCAAAUUACGAGACAUAACUGCCAAUAAAUAUAUAUAUUACCCCUUUUUCAGCGCUUGUAGUGUCAGUAUAUAUAUAUAUAUCUGAUAUAUUAACUGUAUUCUGCUGUCGCCAUGUCAACGAAAGCGGAGUCCAGAGUGUCCAGCACCAGCUCCAGAACAGAUGAAAGGAGGAGAUCAAGUAGCAGAGGACGAGAAAAACGGAAGCGGAAACGCAGCCGUAGUAGAUCUUCCUCAUCGUCCUCUUCCAGUUCAUCGUCCUCAUCUUCGUCAUCCUCGUCGUCCUCUUCUUCAUCAGGUUCAUCACACUCAUCCAGCCGCAGUGGGAGUAGCUCUAGCAGUAGCGACUCCCGCAGUAAAUCCAGAAAGCAGUCUAAGAAAAGGAAAAAGGAGAAACAACACAAAAAAAAAGGGAAGAAAGAGAAGCGACAUAAACGUAAAAAAGACAAGAAAGCAAAAGGAGCAGAAGAAAACUCAGGACCUGUACAGAUCUCCAAGUACUUGAAGGAGAGGAAAAAGGGCAAGUACAGUAUGAUUUCAGGGAAGAAGAUAAAGAUGAAAGUAAAGAAGUCAAAGAAAGACAAACAGCGGGAUAAAAAUCGAGCAGAACUUCUUGAGUUCUUGAACUCUACCCUGUGAUGCCAUUGCGGACGCUAGUAGUGGUGCUCGGGCUCGGACACAUCAGCAGAACUCAGGAAACAACAACUCAGCUUUCCAGGAGAACAAAAAUGAAGGGUUUUCUGAGAACGAGAUGAUGAAUACAACUUGCAUCAACACAGCGGCAACACUGAGCUGAAUGGAGUGAAGGAGCUGUAUCUCAUGCAGUGAAGUGAGAUGCGUUCAGACCACUAGCUACAUUUUCACCAUGGUACUGCCCAGGUGGCCAGUUCUUCAGCUUAGGCUGAGAGCUUUUGUGAUAUGAGAAGUGUUUAUGUUGAGCAGUGUCUUUCAACAUAUCUGUGGCCAACUAGAUCAGAUGAAGGUAAUUAGACAGCAUCAGUCAGAGCAUUGAAUGUGGGCGAACUGCCAGCGAUCAGCUUCUCAACUUUGCUUGUGGUUUGAACAUGGCCGCCCCUUACAAAGAGUCCUUGACCGAUUGAGCAUUUUAUUCCUAUAACAUUGUUGGACCACAAUGGACAGUUUAAAAAAAGUAUUUAAAUCGAUGCAGCAGAACCAGAGAUAUCGUCUUUUUUGAUUCCAUGCAUUCUUCUUCCUUGUCAAAACCAGGCAGCCUACAUUACCCAUAAUGCAACUCGACUGCUGACAGUUUGGCCAGAGAUUCGGGUGUGUUAUGCUAGUAGCGGCUAAUGUAGCCUCGAGCCGCUAGCCUCAAGCAGAGAUGAGGAGCGAGCUACAGAGGUCUGGUAAGCUCACAUCUUUCUAACUCCACACCCCCGCGAUUUUUUUCAUUUUCAAACUUGUAGUCAUCAGCCCCAACCAACACUGACUUAAGUGACAUCACUUGAGGCAAUUUAUCAGAUUUCACGCAGCUCCCCCUGGAGUAACAAACACCUGUAUACAACUUCUUUCACAUAUGCAGUAGUACUCCCCAACACCUGUAAACAGGUAGAUAUGUUUUUACCUGCUGGCUGUGUCAAUCAUUCAUGUCAACCUUACUACAUUUAGGACUGCCCAUACUUUUUUUUUUUUUUUUUUUUUGUAGAUGCCUGACUGUCACGUUUCCACAGUAAAUGUUGGCCAUGGGAACCACAGUGUUAUCAGUGCGUACUGAUAUCAUAGUUUUUAAUGUGUACAUUUUGUUUAAAAUAAUAUGAGAAUCGACUCGUCAUAUGAUGAUAACCGUAUGUCUUAUUCAUAACAUUCAUUCCCCCAAAAUCUUUCAUGAAUAUUGUUUCAACAUCAGUCAUUUUAUUAAAUUGAAAUAUAAAAUACAAUCACUGUUCGUCCCCCUGUAUCAAUCCAGUUUAAAGCUUUAUAUGGAUGAUGGAGUAAACCUGUUGUGUACUGUUGAAUUUUGCUGUGUAACAAACAGAAAAGAAACGGCAAUAAACUGCUGGAAAGAUUUUACUUUGAAAUGUUUCACUCAGAAA